AUGACGCUCAAGAAGAUUGACCACGAGUUCACGUAUGAGGAGUUGUCUUACGAUGCGAAGCCAAACUACCAGCCAUGCAUCAAGCUGACAUUCUUCUUCAACAAGCUCCCACACGUCAGCCAUGAGAUGUUCCACCGCCAUUGGGAAACAGUUCAUGCAGAUUUGACAGUGGCAAGCAAAGACUUUGGAGCAUGUAACCUCCAAAGAUACGUACAGUUCCACCAACCGCCGGAGGUGAAAGAGAGGGUAAAGGCGCUUGGGAUGGAUCUGCUGGACUUUGAUGGCUGCUCUGAGAUUUGGGUCAAGACUUGGGAGGACUGGGAACGCUUUGCUUCGAGCCCUAGAUAUGCUGAGGUGCUGGGGCCUGAUUGUAAACACUUUAUGGAUAUGCCAAUCAAAGUAAUGGCGGGCUACGACAAUAUCAUCUAUGGGCCGGCUCUGCCAGGCGGUAAGGAUGGCAUCAUGGAGUUGAAGCAAUAG
Coniosporium apollinis CBS 100218 is the source of this 480-nucleotide messenger RNA. RefSeq lists its product as uncharacterized. The transcript is spliced from 4 exons. The coding region runs from base 1 to 480 and encodes 159 amino acids. Gene Ontology annotation, molecular function: oxidoreductase activity. The record is from RefSeq and is a predicted model, not a curated record. Lineage: Eukaryota; Fungi; Ascomycota; Dothideomycetes.